UACGGGGAAAGGGGGAGGGGGGCGCGGUUGACAAAAGAACUUUGUUCCCCUGAAAAAUAAAUAUUUUAACGCGUCUGACAAUACAGAGCUUGGAAGUUUAGGAGAGUUUCAUUAUUUUUUUCUCUCUCUCUUUCUUGCAUGCUUUUUUUUUGUACAAUCCUUAUUUUGAAACCUGGUGUGUUUGUUUUGUUUGUUUUUUUUUAAUUUUCUCUCCUGUGCUGUCAUUGUAAACAUGGUGCUGUUUACUUUCCUGACUGUCUGCAGCCUGUUGCAAACGAUGGUGCAGUGUUUUGCACUUCAGGAGUCUGACCUACCUGAGCCGGGUCAACUCCAGCUCUCUCCCCUGCACCGGGGGUGGCAGACGAGGAAGGGGACGGUGCAGAAGGUCGACCGCAUUUACGCCGGGGAUGGCAAGGUCGGCUACUUGGUGUACGCGGACGGCGAGAGGUUCCUGCUCGAUUUGGAAAGGGACGAGACGCUCGGCUCCCCUGCCCCGGGAAGCCCAGCUCUGUCCCCUCUGGGUCAGGCUCCGAGCCCCCGCUGCCUGUACCGGGGCACGGUCAACUCCGAGCCGGAGUCGUUAGCCGCCUUCAACCUCUGCGGGGCUCUGCGAGGCUUAUUCGCGGUCGGCCGCUCCCGUUACACCGUCAGCCCUCUCUCCGGCUCCGGGAGCACGGGGCUCCUUCCUUUCGGUGGCGCCGCGGACCAAGUGCCGCACCUCUUCACCCGGGACCGUUUCAGUUUCCAGAGCCCGUCUGCAGAAGCCAGCCGCUGUGAGAUCCGGAGCCCCGCCGGUCAGCCCGCUGCCCGGAUCCCACAGACCCGGAGCUCCGGCCGCUCCAGGCGCUCGGUGUCCCGACUCCGGCACGUCGAGCUGCUGCUGGUGGCUGACCAAUCCAUGUCUCACAAGUACGGCGACAAGGUCCGCCACUACCUGCUCACACUGGCCUCCAUCGCCUCCAAACUGUUCGGCCACGCCAGCAUCGAGAACCCGGUCCGCCUGGCCGUAGUCAGGAUCAUAGUCCUCACCGGGAACGACCAAGGGCCGGUGAUCAGCAAGAACGCGGCGAGCACCCUCCACAACUUCUGCAGGUGGCAACACAAGCAGAACCAAGUGGACCCGGACCAUGCAGAACACUAUGAUGCUGCUAUCCUCUUCACCCGGGAGAAUUUGUGUGGACAUCAUUCAUGUGAUACUUUGGGAAUGGCAGAUGUCGGAACCAUCUGCUCUCCUGAGCGCAGCUGUGCAAUCGUUGAAGACGAUGGCCUCCAUGCUGCAUUUACGGUCGCUCAUGAAAUUGGACAUCUCCUAGGACUGUCCCAUGAUGAUUCCAAGUUUUGCGAAGAGUCAUAUGGCUUGACUGAAGACAAGCGGCUAAUGUCUUCCAUUCUGACCAGCAUCGACUCCUCCAAACCAUGGUCAAAGUGCACUUCUGCUACAGUAACAGAGUUCUUUGAUGACGGUCAUGGGGAUUGCCUCCUUGAUCUCCCACAGAAUCCCUUACGUGUACCCGAGGAGCUUCCAGGCCAGAACUAUGAUGCUGUUCGUCAGUGCAAGCUGGCUUUUGGGCCAGAGUACACAGUGUGUCCAGGAAUGGAUGUCUGCUCCCGCCUGUGGUGUGCUGUCAUCCGUCAGGGACAAAUGGUGUGCAUGACCAAGAAGCUUCCUGCUGUGGAGGGAACGCCAUGCGGAAAGGGGAGGAUCUGUCUCCAUGGGAAAUGUGUGGACAAAACCAAACGGAGGCAUUACUCGGCUUCAGCUCAUGGAAACUGGGGGUCAUGGGGUUCCUGGGGACAGUGUUCACGGACGUGUGGAGGGGGUGUGCAGUUCUCCCGUCGACAUUGCAACAACCCUGCUCCCAGAAACAAUGGCAAAUACUGCGUGGGGAAACGUGCCAUCCAUCGAUCCUGCAACGUGACACCGUGCCCACAAACUGGCAAAUCUUUUCGACAUGAACAAUGUGAGGCGCGGAAUGGGUACCAGACUGAUGCCAAAGGAGUCAAAACGUUUGUGGAAUGGGUUCCAAAGUACGCUGGUGUGAUCCCUGCGGAUGUCUGUAAAUUGACUUGUCGAGCAAAAGGAACAGGAUAUUAUGUUGUGUUUUCUCAGAAGCUGGGUGUCACACAUGUGACUCUGAUUGCAUUCCCUGACGAACUAGAACUAUCACCAACCUUCAGAACCGAAUAA
This is a messenger RNA of Rhincodon typus (whale shark), 2188 nucleotides long. It is a transcript of the gene adamts5, whose product is annotated as A disintegrin and metalloproteinase with thrombospondin motifs 5. Gene Ontology annotation, biological process: proteolysis; extracellular matrix organization. The coding region runs from base 233 to 2188 and encodes 651 amino acids. The transcript has 7 exons. Lineage: Eukaryota; Metazoa; Chordata; Chondrichthyes; Orectolobiformes; Rhincodontidae. Gene Ontology annotation, molecular function: zinc ion binding; metalloendopeptidase activity. The record is from RefSeq and is a predicted model, not a curated record.